AUGCGUUAUAUUUUUGCGUUACUAUUAGGCAUUUGUUGCCUGAACGCAUGUCUGGCUAACGAACAGCAAUGUUUGGCAAUGCACGGUUUCCAGAACACAUACGAAGCCGUCCGCCAAAAGGCCGAGGAAAUGGCUACACUGGUACAAACUUUGAAGGCACAACUGGACAACUCCAUUGAGCUUAACUGUGGCGAUAUUGGUGCAAAUGUUGCACAAAACCUGUACACAUUCAAUUUGACCCACUGCGAUUUUGAGGACGGAAGUCAGAUGUGUAACUUUACCCAGAAUAGAGAUGAUAACUACGACUGGGUACUGGACAAUACCCACCCAGACCACACCCUGGGCUCCAAAAUGGGUCAUGCCUUAAGCUCUUACAGAUACGGAAGUCGUUAUGUAACGCGUAUUACGUCAAGACCCUUCAAUCCUGCACAUGCAUAUUGCAUACGUUUUUACUACAAGGCAGAAACUCGCCCAAAUACCGGCGGAAAACUGAAUGUUUAUCUACAAGAGGGAAACCAGAGAGGCAAUCCCGUGUUCUCGGUGACCAACAUUCCAGCACACAAUUGGACCCUGGCAGAAUUCAGCCCUGAUCCAGAAUACCUAAGGAGGCCAUUUCAGAUUGUAUUUGAAGCUGAUCACGUCAGCCAGUAUGUCUAUAUAGAUGACUUGAGUGUUUAUAAUGCACCCUGCACAACUGAAGGUGUCCGAUUUCCCCGUUGUCCAACAGGGUCUGUAGUGAAAAAUGUUGGUGAUAAGAUAACAUGCUAUGUUUUCCACAUGGAGCCAAAGACCUACAAAGAUGCCAUGAAGACAUGUAAAACAAUAUGGCCUCUGGCGAGCCUUGUAGCCAUCGAGUCUGCUGCGGAACAGACGUUCAUAACUAACAUGAUCAACCAAUCUAAUGCCAUGUCGCUUGCCGCAGAUUUUGGUUUGUGGACGAAUGGGAACGAUAUCGAUCAAGAAAAUACAUUCACGUGGAGUGGACAGUCCCACCCAAUUACUUUCAACUACACCCACUGGCACCCAGGACAACCCAAUAAUGUGGCAGGGGAUCAGGACUGUGUAGUUAUAGAAUAUCCCAAGUCGGACUUUGAGUGGGGCGAUGUAUCGUGUUCAGAGCGCCAUUCCUUCAUCUGCGAAAUGAAUUUUGAUAAAUCUCAAGCGCAUGUGCAGGGAAGUUUGAGCAAUGGAGCCAUAAUUGGUUAGAAAAAAAAUGCAAACAUCUAAACUAGUUUCUUCUUGCAUUGUAAUCAAUUCUGUUGUUUUGCUUUUAAUAUACAGU
This is a messenger RNA of Saccostrea echinata, 1282 nucleotides long. Its product is annotated as MAM domain-containing glycosylphosphatidylinositol anchor protein 2-like. The record is from RefSeq and is a predicted model, not a curated record. Gene Ontology annotation, cellular component: membrane. Gene Ontology annotation, molecular function: signaling receptor activity. NCBI's taxonomy places the organism in Eukaryota, Metazoa, Mollusca, Bivalvia, Ostreida, Ostreidae. Bases 1 to 1206 code for a protein of 401 amino acids. The transcript has 7 exons.